This is a messenger RNA of Suillus subaureus, 486 nucleotides long. Its product is annotated as tropomyosin. Gene Ontology annotation, molecular function: actin filament binding. The record is from RefSeq and is a predicted model, not a curated record. The transcript has 4 exons. Bases 1 to 486 code for a protein of 161 amino acids. Lineage: Eukaryota; Fungi; Basidiomycota; Agaricomycetes; Boletales; Suillaceae. Gene Ontology annotation, cellular component: actomyosin contractile ring; actin filament. Gene Ontology annotation, biological process: mitotic cytokinesis; actin filament organization.
AUGGAGAAGAUCAAAGAGAAAAUGAACCAGCUGCGCUUGGAGGCAGACAAUGCGGUCACUCGCGCUGAAGAAGCAGAAGGCAAGAACAAGAAAUAUGAUCAACUUAUCCUUGAAAAGGACCAGGAGAUUACUUCGAUGACCCACAAGAUCUCUGUUCUUGAGGCGGAACUUGACAAGGUAGAUGCGAAACUUGCGGAAGCCAAGGCUUCACAGGACGAGGGAGAAUCAUUGAGAAGCACGAAUGAGAACCUUACGAGAAAGAUUGCGUUACUGGAGGAGGAACUUGAUGCUGCUGAGAAGAACGUGAAAGAAACGAUGGAGAAGCUGCGGCAAGUGGACGUCAAGGCAGAACACUUCGAGCGCCAAGUUCAACGGAUCGAGCAAGAGCGUGAUCAAUGGGAGAAGAAGUUUGAGGAAAUGCAACAGAAGUACAAGCAGUCCCAAGCAGAACUGGACAACAUGGUCGCCAACAUGGAGUCACUGUGA